AUGACGUUCGAUAUCUCCAAAGCUCGGGAGCGCUUCCCCGCACUUCAGCAAGAUCAGGUCUUCCUCGACAAUGCCGGCGGCAGUCAGGCAUUGGGUGAUGCGAUUGACUCGAUAGUGCAAUACCUCUCCAAGACCAAUGUUCAGCUCGGCGCUUCAUACCAUACUGGCACCCAGUCGAAUACGAAGUACGAGGAGGGCUACCAGGCAGCUGCAAAGUACAUGAAUGCUGGGCGCGAUGAGAUUGUUCUUGGUGCUUCAACAACCCAGCUCUUUAUGAACCUCGGCUCAUCCCUGCAAUUUCCUUCCGGCUCUGAGAUCAUCCUCUCAAAGAUGGAGCACGAGACUAACGCGAAGCCCUGGCUUUUUAUGGCUGAGCGUCUUGGUUUGACUGUGAAGUGGUGGGCGUCUCCAAAGGAGGAUGGACUCAAACUCACAGCCGAGAAUCUCAAGCCGCUGUUGAGCGACAAAGUGAAGUUCGUAGCGUGCACGCACGUGAGCAACAUUCUGGGGACGAUUCAUGAUGUGAAGUCUAUUGCAGAGGCGGUGCAUGCGGUUGGCGCGCUGUUCUGUGUGGAUGGCGUUAGCUACGCGCCGCAUCGUGCGAUUGAUGUGAAGGAUUUUGGAGUCGAUUUCUACGCAUUCAGUUGGUACAAGGUCUACGGCCCACAUAUCGCGGCCCUCUACGCCAGCAACUCAGCCCAACAGCACAUGAAACCUUUGGCUCACUUCUUUAACCCCACCAAGACCCUCGAAGAUAAGAUCGGGUUCGCAGGCUCAAACUACGAAUGCGUACAAUCUAUUCCAACGGUCACCGCCUACCUCACCGACGCUUUCCCCGCCAUCACCGAGCAUGAGGGAAAGCUGCAGGCUAUUCUUCUCGACUUCCUAAACUCACGACCAGAUGUCACGAUCUUGGGAUCUACUUCGAGGGAUAGCAAAGAAAGAGUACCUACCAUUUCAUUCACGGUCAGGGGCAUGAGCAGCAAGGCGAUCGUGGCUGAGGCGGAGAAGAUCAGUAACUACGGGUUCAGAUGGGGCCAUUUCUACUCAAAGAGGCUUUGCGAUGAGUUGCUGAAACUGGAGCCGGAGGGUGUGACAAGAGUCAGUAUGGUACAUUAUAACACUGAGGAGGAGAUCAAGGGAUUGGUCGAGGUGUUGAAGAAGGUCCUCCCGCAGGUUUAG
Molecule: messenger RNA, 1182 nt
Organism: Alternaria incomplexa
Lineage: Eukaryota; Fungi; Ascomycota; Dothideomycetes; Pleosporales; Pleosporaceae
Exons: 5
Coding region: 1-1182 (393 amino acids)
Source: RefSeq, a predicted model, not a curated record